Mytilus californianus (California mussel) is the source of this 10515-nucleotide messenger RNA. Its product is annotated as ankyrin repeat and IBR domain-containing protein 1-like. Gene Ontology annotation, molecular function: ubiquitin protein ligase activity; ubiquitin conjugating enzyme binding; zinc ion binding. The record is from RefSeq and is a predicted model, not a curated record. Gene Ontology annotation, biological process: protein polyubiquitination; positive regulation of proteasomal ubiquitin-dependent protein catabolic process; ubiquitin-dependent protein catabolic process. Gene Ontology annotation, cellular component: cytoplasm; ubiquitin ligase complex. Lineage: Eukaryota; Metazoa; Mollusca; Bivalvia; Mytilida; Mytilidae. The transcript is spliced from 21 exons. The coding region runs from base 35 to 3901 and encodes 1288 amino acids.
GUAUUUAUCUGCAUGACAACAACAUGACUUGAUUAUGGGAAGUUCUUCUUCCAAGUUCCGUAAGCAUCUGAGUAAUGGGGACGAGUAUGCUGCUCUCAAUCAGUAUAACAACAGUAGUGAGCUCCGUAAGGCUCUGGAUCCUAACUCUUCCUACGGUGACUCACAUAAUCAUGAGACACCACUACAUUAUGCCUCCAAAUUUGCUAUGAAAAGCUUGUUAAGAAUAUUUUUGUCUGAACACAAUGGAAAUCCGAACAAAACAAAUGGUAUGAAACAGACCUGUCUUCACUGUGUGUGUAUGGAGAAGGCAGAACACUCUCAGGUUUAUCCUGUAAUGAAGAGGAGAGCCGAAUGUCUCGCCAUGCUACUGAAAUGGCGUGGAGCCAGACUGGAGGAUAAUGAAACAGAAAGAGUCAACUUGGGGGCUCAGGAUGAGGAACAGAACACAGCUUUACAUUAUGCUGCCCUGUCUGGACUUAAACAAUGUGUAGAGAUGUUGGUUCAGCACGGAGCACCAUUAUUUCAGGAGAACUGUGACAAUCAGACUCCAUGUGACAGUGCAGAAAAAGGGGGACAUGCUGAUAUUGCCUUGUACCUAGAAUCCAAGAUGGUCUUCUCUGCGGACGGACCAGAAUUAGAUGACGAGGACAUGUAUAUAAUGCCAGACUCUGAGGAGUACAAUGGACUGAGAGCCCAAGAUUUACAGGAGGCCAAGGACCAGCUGCUGGUAGAAACAGCAGACAUGCUGAGUGUCCCGUUGUUUACAGCUGAGGCACUUCUCAGGAAUCACGAAUGGUCCAGGGAGAUAUUAUUAGAGGCAUGGAUGACAGAUCCUAAAGCUUGCUGUGAGAAGUCGGGUGUUAUACCCCCUCCUUCAGUGUUUUCUGAACAACCACAUGUCCAGCAUUCACUGUCAUCCAUAGAACCAACAAUGACCAGUCAGCAUGACGUUGAGUGUGAUAUUUGUACCUCAAGUUUUAUCACCAAUGAGGAUCCAGUACAAAUGGCCUGUCUUCAUCAGUUCUGUAAAGAUUGCUGGCAAAUAUAUUUAGACCUGAAGAUACAGGAAGGUGAGGCCCACAACAUAACCUGUCCUGCUUAUGACUGUAUGAAACUGGUAUCUGUAGAAGUUAUAGAGAGUGUUGUGUCUAGAGCUAUGGCCAGGAGAUACCUACAGUUUGAUAUCAAGGCCUUUGUUGAGAGUAACCCUAACAUUAAAUGGUGUCCUUUCCCAGGAUGUGGACAAGCUGUUAAGAUGCCAGAGACUUGCAUUAAGUUGCCAAGUGACACAUCUAAAGCAGUGGAUUGUGGGAAGGGUCAUCUUUUCUGCUGGGAGUGCCUGGGUGAAGCGCAUGAACCAGCAAGUUGUGAAAACUGGAAGAAAUGGUACAACAAGAUAUCAGAGAUCAGACCUGAAGAAUUAAGAACUACAGAGGAAGAGACGGAGAAUGCAGCUAAUUGUCUUUGGCUGGUUACUAAUUCCAAGUCUUGUCCUAACUGUAAAUCUCCAAUACAAAAGAAUGAAGGUUGUAACCAUAUGAAAUGUUGUAAGUGUAAAUAUGACUUCUGUUGGGUGUGCCUUGACCCCUGGAAGAGACAUAAUUCCAGUACUGGUGGAUAUUUUAAAUGUAACAGAUAUGAAGCAGUCAAAGUCGUCAAUGAAAAAGUCAAUAAAGCACAAACUGAGGCUGAAGACCACAAUACAAGCAUGCAGGAAUUAAAUAAAUUUGUACAUUACUACACUCGGUUUAAAAAUCAUGAGAAUAGUUAUAAGUUAGAAGAGCCAUUACUUAGUACAACUAAGAAUAAGAUGAUGAAGUUGGCUGAGGCUGUGACAGACAUUGCAACAGCUAAUGCAGAGACCAAGUUUGUAGAGGAUGCUGUACAUCAACUGUUAAAGGCUAGACGUGUACUCAAAUGUUCUUAUGUGUAUGGAUAUUAUCUGGAUGGACCAGGGUACAAGAAAAUUGUUUUUGAAUUCAUGCAGACAGAGUUAGAAGAAUGUACAGAGAUAUUGUCACAGAUGGUCAACCGACUUUAUUUACGUACUCCACGUAAACGAAUUAUAGAGCAGGCACAGAUUGUCCAACGUAAACGUCAGGAGUUCCUGUCGGCUAUUAUGAAGGGACUGGUUCCCCCUGAAACACCACCAGGGCUGAGAAAACAGAGGAGAAGGAAAUACAGCAUGGAUUUUGAAGAUGAUGAACUCCGAUCAGCUGUUCUAGCCUCCAUACAAGACGUAGACCCAGCUAAUCCAUGGAUAAAAGAUGCCUCAGGACGUCACACCAACGUUACAGCCAUGUUGGAUUGGCCUGACAGUGAUGACAGUGACACUGAUGUAACUACUAUCAAAAAACUUCAUGGUACAUGUUCAAGGAAGGGUUGCAGCAGAACUCGUGUGAAAAACCCAAGGACAGGCGAUUGGCAUGCGUACUGUAGCAGGGCAUGUAUGCAAGCAGACCAGAUACAGGCCUCUCAGGAACAGGAAGAGUCACAAGCAGAAGUAGUAGUAGAUGAACAGAUGGAUUUAUUAAGAGCUUUAGAGAUGUCCAGAUUAUUGUAUCUACAGGAACAAGGAAUUCUGUUUGAUCAACAAAGCAGAGACAGUGUUUUGAUUGGAGCACAGACCCCUGAGGAAUCAGAAGAUAAAAAGUUGAAAUAUGUUGGUACCACACAUGAUGAGCAGAGAUCCACUGAAUUAAGAGAUACUGUCCAAGGUGUUCCGAACAAAACUGUUGAGGAUGUCCACCAUAGUGACUGUAUUGACUGUCGUACCGUUCAGAAAUUAUUGGCUGACACAGGAAUUGGUGACCUUGACCUUGGACCAGAAUAUAUGUUAGAUCUAGAAACAAGUGACCAUACAAACAAUAUGCCAGACGAAUUGUUAGGGGCAUGUGCUGCUGAAGUAAGCCCUGAUCAUGGACAUCAAUCUAGCCCUGCACAUGGCAUUUCUAAUGAUUUGACAAUCGUUGAUUUUGAUGGUGCUUCUACAAAUAAUAAAACUUUCCCCACAGGUGGCGCUUUUGGAAUUAUAAAAAAUCUCUCGGCAUCAAAUAUAGACUUUGGGGAAGACAACAAAACAAAAACUUUCUCCACAAAACCAAAAAUCACAAAUACAAUAGCAAACAAUACAGGAGAUUUGUUGCCUAAAACUAGCAAUAUAUGUUGGUCCAACCUUAGCAGACAGAAAAAACAGAGCAAUCAUGACAGACAAUAUAUGGAGUUUGAACUGGCUGACCAAGCUUCUGGUGGCCAGACAGGAGAAGAUAACUCUUUAAAACCUUCACAAGUAAACCAGAACAAUUUCGACCUACAACUCUCCUUGAAACAGUUCAUGAACGAGCUCACUUUACAUGGUUGUGAAGAAUUCGAGAAUAAACCCUCAGAAGAUCAAGAAGGCAAAACAAGGGAGACAACAAAUUUAGAUUUACCUAUGUUGAAUGUUAAGGGAGAUAACUCAGAUCUUUCUUUAGAUUUAGACAUGUCAGUUAAAAGUGGAUAUGACCCUUCUAUUAAACUUUCAAGUGAUGAACCAGGACCAAAUCAUACAGCAAAUCUAGAACUAACUGCAGAUCCAGAUUUAACUGCUGAUCUGGAAUUAACGUCAGAUCUGGAAUUUGACGAUGAUAUGCACGAAGCAGAAACAGUAGUUACAAACUUUCUCAAUGCACAAAUGUUAAAAAAUUUUACACUUGAAGCUCAAGUUGAAGAUUUUCAGGAAAUUAACAACCUCCCUUCUCCUGGUGCCUCUGUAGAUCCAUCAUUUUUAAACCAGACAGAUGAUCCAAGUCGUACAGAUUCUACAGUAGAAUCUGUAAGUGAAAUUGGUGAUGAUAGUAAUAUCCAGAACAGUUCCGGAAUGGAAGAGAAUGAUUGUGACGAUAAGUCAACAUUUGUGUAAAGUUAUUGCAUUUAUUUAUUGUACUUCAGACUUUGGACAUGUUGUAAUUUAAAGCUUAAGAUAACUUUGUUUAACAGCGAUCAUAAGACUAUAAAUAGCUUCAAUCCGUUUAGUAAUCCAAUUUAAAGUCAAGUUAUGGAACAAUGUAUUACAGUUAAACUUAUUAAAACUGAAUCUUUUGAAGAUUGGGUAAAUAGUCAGUUAGACAGGUGAUUGAUUUCAUUGAUUGUCAUGAUAUUAAAGUUUAGCUUGGAACAGAUUUAGUUUGUUUUUAAAAUGUCAUAUUAGACGAGUUUCUACAUAUUUCAAUUUUGAUAGAAAAAUUCAUUGUUACAGGUUUACAUAAAAUGACAGAAAUUAAGAUGUUAUUCCUGUUGAAUGUUAGAUAACCUGUUAGAGUUCUAUUACAGCUUAUAUAUAAUAUAAUUGGCUGAACUGUAAAUUAAAAUCUUUGCUGCAUAAUUUUAGUUCCAUACUCUAUAAGUUUUUAUGAUACAAAGGAAAAUCAGAUUUUAAAUAGCUUUGAAUUCUGGAUCAACCCUUUUCUAUCAGUGUCCAAGUGCCUCACAGUACCAACUAAGGAAUAUGACAAUAAUUUUCAAAUGAUCUAAUUUAAAGAAAUUUCUAUUUAAGCCAAUUAAUAUGAACAUUUGACUUUUUUAAUGGCAUUGCUCAUGUUGAUGUUUAUUUAGGAUAUUUGUUAUUGGUCAGUCUUCAUUUGUAUCAAAUGAUAAUUUUAAAAUGCAUUUUCAAUUUAAAAGAGAUAAUAGCACACUUGACCAAAGCAGCCAUUUUGAAAUGAUUUUCCUGGAUGUCAUAAGUGAUUUAAUGCCUAUGAUAAGUCACAUUUGGCUUAUUUCACAAAAAUUGUAUUUGAAAAAACUCCACACAUUAUCUGUUUUUCUCUAUAUCAUAACAUUCAUAAUUGAGGGAUUGAGCAAUCAUGUCCAGUCUACCUUUGUUGUUUCAGCAAUAUUAGCUAUAUUGCCUUCUAAUAAUAUCUGUAAUGCCUUCAUAUCAAAUUACAUGCAAUAUAUUGUAGAAUGCUUUAGCAUGGAGUAAACUUUUAGUGAUCAUUUUACAGUCCAUUUUGUUUGUUUCACACAUUUGAAUUAAAGUUUCUAGGUUAGAUUUUUUAUCAAAGGAAACUUUUUUGUAUUUGCUUCAUAAAAACUUAAUUCUGAAAGAAUUAAGAGGGUAAACCUUUUUUAAAAUGUUUGUAAAUUUACUUUUACAAGAUAAAAUGCAAGCAUGAUUAUAAGGUUUAUGGAUGACAAAGAGAAACAUAAAGAAUUGAAAGAACUUUUCAUGAAAAGUUUUGUUGGAAGAUAAAGCACCUUGUCAUCUGUCACCUCUGUGACUCAUUAAAGGUCUGCUUCUUUUUUAUUAUUCAUUUUAUGAGACGGAAAACUGCCAAUAUUCGGCUUAGAUUAAUGAAAAGAUAUUUUUAAAAUAUUUGUAGUUAACCUUUGUCAGUGGUAAGUCAUCGUUUUUGAAGAAUUGGAUAAUCUUUGAAUAAUAUUUGUUUUGUGACCAGAUAUAAGCCAUGUAAGAAUAUAGAUAUACAACUGAUUACAAGUCAGCGGCUCUUUUCACAAAAAAACUUAAAGAGUAAAAAUACUUGUAAGUCAUACACAUUUCAGUAUAACUUACGAUCAAUUUUAAUCGUAAGAUUUUUUGUGAAAAGAGUCGCAGAUGUUUACUAUUACAAAGUACAUUGAACAUAGAUAAAGUUACAGGUUUGUUCCGACAUGUCAUUUGAUUUAAGGGUAACAAUCUAAGGGAGGGAACUCUUUAUUGCCAUUCUCUAUUUCAAAUUGAUCUCUUUUUGUCUGUGUUUGUUUUUUAUAUAGAGGAUCUUUUAAAAAAACUGUAGUUAGUUUUGAUAGUUUAUUUAGAAAAAUUGUUUAGUUGUUAUAAUUUUAUUAGAACUCCACAAAGAAAGCCAAGUUUGAGAUGUUUUAUUUUUUGAAGAUUAAUAUCAGGUAAAAACAUAUUUGUCUGUUUUCUAUUGCCAUAAUAAUAAAGUUGGAAAUUGCAUUUUUUUAUCUAUUUAUUUUGAUUUUUUUUAUAUCAAUAAAAUUGAAAAAAUUGGAUAAUUUCUCAUAGAGAUAUCUGAAUUUGAACUACACAUCUAGUACUUCAAUCAAUGAUAGGACAAUGUUUUUUCUUGAUUUUGGUCAAUUUUGUGACAAUUUAGAAUUUUUCCUAAAUAAGUCAGUGGAAAUAGGAUCAUCAGGCCAUGGAACAACACAAAAAAGUUAUUAAAAAAUUUAUUACAGAGUCAUUAAAGUAUUAUAGGGUCAAUGUCAAACUUUAGUAAUAACUAAUUAAUUGAAAAGAACUACACAUAUAUCUAAAUUUGAUCAUUUCAUUACAAUCUAGACUUAAUCAGAUGCCAUUCAAAAUGGGAAAAUAUACCUACUUUAAAUCUAACUUGGAGUACUGUCUAUUAAUAAUGAACAUAUAUUUUUAGUAAAUUCCAAAGAAACCUCCCAAUAUAUCUAAGUUUGUUUUAUUUUGUUGUUGGGUUGCUUUCUCAUUGUUAUAUAUCAACAUCUCAUUUUGCUGAUUUUUUAAAUAUUUUAUUUCAAAUAUUGAGUUUUAAGUUGGGAAAUUCAUUUGAAUAUUUUCCAAAUAUAUAAGAAAGCUUUUUGUAUGUAGAAUAAUUUGUAAUAACAAGCUUGUAAGAACUUUUUUAUGUAUUUAAACAUAAGUGUUUAACGAUUUUUUUUUACUUUUAAUUUGUCAUGUCAAAGUAUCUGAGGUUUGUGCUUAUUGAUAACAAGUUGUAGUGAAUAUUUUUUAUAAGUUUUAAAGUUUUCUAGAGAAUUGAUUUUUGUAACUUUUUUGAAAGAGUGCCAUUUUCAAGAAUAAGUACUAGGGUCAUUGAAAAAAAAUCUUUUAUUCAAGUUUUAUCUUGUUUUAUAGUAUGAGCUGUAUUUCUGUUCAGUUUUCUUCUUUGCUUGUUCUCAAAUAGUGUGACAAGAGUUGUUGUUAUUUUCCUAUUUUACGUACAAUCAUUGUGAAGCCUAUCCUUUACAAUCAUGGACACCAUUGUUUCAAUUUGUUAAACUGUUCUGUUUGCCUUACGUUCAUUAUCAAAGUGGACUUAAACACUUAAAAACUGAUGCAAGACAUCUUUUUUAUACAUUUGAAUUAUUUGUAGUCUGACACUUUUGUUUCCAAAAAUGUCCAAAAAUUGUAGAUUCAAAAGAAUGUUUAUAAUAAAGGCGGGCCUUAAGAAACAGUAAUUUUUUAUUUACCUAAAGCUUCAAUGUGUGUAGGAUUUUAUAAAAUACUUAAUUUGUAAAUUGUGUCAUUUUCUAUCAACAUACAGUAUCCACCUCAUGUAUAACUGAUGGUAAUUUAACACCCCAGCAGAGCAAUAGUUUAUAGCCAUAUUUCUUUGACUUUAUGAGAAGAGAUCUUUUUUUCUGGUUUCACAUUCAAACUCAUAGUUUUUGUAUACUAACAAAAAUUAACAUGUGACCACAGCUCAAUUACAUCAUUUGAUGUAUUUUCAUUGAUCUUCAAGGUUUUAAUUUAUUAUGUAUUAAAUCCAUUUUUACUUUCAUGGUGAUUAAUUCUGUUUUGUAAACCAUCUGUCAAAGUAAAUUUAUAUUUUCACCCGAGGAAUGAAAUUUAGUAAUAAAGAAUAUCGUAACAUAUUUACAUACACAGAGUUUACUGUGAAUUCAGAAAUAUGUGCUUUUAUAAAUGUGAAAAUGCAACAGGAUGAAAUUCACAAUAUUAAAACAUUGUUUUUAAUUUUACUUGCAGACCUACAAUAAUCUGAAGAUUUGAAAAUUUUUCUGCUGAAGUUCAGGCCUCACAAAUGACACAUCUUUAUCGAUGUUUGUCAGUGUUAAUUUUUCAAUUUAAACUACGUACAAUUUUUUUUCAUUGAUAAGGUCAUGGCCAAUGUACAUUAUUAUGAUUUCUUCUUCUACCAAGAUAAAUAUGGAACCUUGGUUUUUUGUCUCACCUUGACGGAGUCAAAAAGCGAGACGUAGGUAGGCUGUUUCCGACGUUGAAGGCGACUGCGGCGGCGUCAACAAUGUAUUAGUUUGUUAUUAGGUCUAGUUCAUGGUGAACCACUAUUGGUAGGUCAAUGAUAUUUGGUAUGCAGUUGUAUUAGCAUUGGCACAUCUGAUUACCAUAGAGAUUAUUUGGGGCCCGCCCCCUCAGUCAAGGUCUAUUGACUUUGAAACUUUUCAUAGUUUACAUGUAUUAGUUUGUGAUUAGGUCAAUUUAUGGGGAACCACUAGUGGUAGGUCAAUGAUGUUUGGUAUGCAGUUGUAAAAGCAUUGGCAUAUCUCAUUUCCAUGGAGAUUAUUUGGCCCCGCCCCCUUAGUCAUGGUCUAUAGACUUUGUGAAAAUUUUGCUAAGUUAACAUGUAUUAGUUUGUGAUUAGGUCAGUUCAAGGGGAACCAUUAGUGGUAGGCCAAUGUUAAUUGGUGUUCAGUUGUAUAAGCAUUAACACAUCUCAUUUCCAUGGAGAAUAUUUGGCCCUGCCCCCUCAGUCAUGGUCUAUUUACUUUGAAACUUUUGCUUAGUUUACAUGUAUUAGUUUGUGAUUAGAUCAGUUUAAGAUGAACUGCUAAUGUUAAGUCAAUGAUAUUUGGUAUGCAAAUUUAUUGGCAUUUGCAAGUAUCGUUUCCAUGGAGAUUAUAUAGCCCCACCCCUGAUAAUGGUUCAUUGACUUUGAAACUUUUACAUAGUUUACAAGUUAAUGUUUUUGUUUAGGUUUGUUUAAAGGGAAUGACUUAUAAUAAGUCAAUGGUAUUUGGUAUGCAGUUGUAUUAGCAUUGGCACAUCUCAUUCCAUGGAGAUUAUUUAGCCAUGUACCUUCAGUCAUGGUUCAUCGACUUUGAAUAUUUGCAUAACUUACAUGUUAAAGUAUUGCUAUUUUAAUUUCAACAUUUGCGUUAUCAAAAUUGCAAAAAGGCGAGAUAUAUCUCUGUGAUAACAGUUUAUUUCAUUUUGAAAAUAUAAUGUUGUUAUAGUUUUGCACACCUGCAUCACAGAUGUUACUUAUCAAAAUAAAUAAAUAAAUAAAUGGGUUUUCAGGGAAGGAUACAUCAACAUGCAUAUAUUUUAGGAAUGACUGUAAUAUUUUUUCUGUCUAUGAAGAAAUAACAUAAAAAAUGUGGUGCACACUGAAUAACCUGCGUAGUGGGUUAUUUUAAAGUGUGCACCACAUUUUUGAUAUGAUUUCGAAUAGACAGAAAAUAUAUUACAGUCAUUCCUUACAAUUUAAUUCUAAAGUCAAUUUUAAGCCGGAGUAAAUCAUGAAAAAAUGAUGAUGACAUCACGGUCACAUGACAAAAUUAUGUCUAUGAGCUGAUAGACAAAACACCCUCAACCAAUCAGAAGACAUGUUAUAUCCAAAAUUAAAUUAAUUGUAUAUAAAACUCUUAGAUCUAAUAAAUUGGUUGUUUAAGACUGACCAUAAUUGUAUACACAUUAUAAUCUGAUUUUACAUUUCAUAAUUUCUAUUUAUAGAACAAGUCACAUGGUGUAUAUUUGUUACUGGAUAUUUAUUUGUUUACAUAUGAGAUUAUUCGUUGUGUUCUUAUUAUUUUUAGCUUAAAGCACCAAGUUAUAUUUGUAUGCACAAAGUAUAAUUAUAUAUUUUUAUAUCAUUCAUCAGAGCCGUAUAUUAUGUUUCUCAUAGAUGAAAAUGAUAACUACAUUGUACAAGAGCUUUUUCCUGUUCUUUACUAACAUUUUCCACUGGUCUCUCAGUUUGCCAUCAGAAUAAUCAUUUUGUCGUGAAACUCAUUUUUUACCAUUUGAUUUUUUUUUAUCUGAAAACAUUUUUUCCAGACAUUAAAGCAGACUUUAAAUAAUAUUGAAAAAUAUGACACAAUAAAAUAAGAUUACUCAGUUUGUUGUAGUAGUGAUGUUAGCUCUUGUUUGAUUUUUUUUACAAUUAAAACACUGUAAUACAUGUUAAGAUAUUCUAUUUAAAUAUUUUGAUACAUUAACUUUUAUUGAAACCAAAAAAUUUUGCUAGGAAUCAGAUAAAAAAAAUUGUAUUAAAAUUCUCCAUGUUAUAAUGUUGUAAUGUUAACUAUCUCAUCCUUUAUCUUACCUGUCAACUUGUAACUAUCACUCAUAUAUAAAGUAGGAUGCAGAGAGAUUGUUGUGAUUGCUUAACAAAUGAUAAUGAAAUGCUUUUAAAUUGUUAAAAAUGUAUACACCUAAUACUGGAUUAUGGUUCAUUAUCACAUUUUUACAGGAAUCACUGAAUUUUGUGAUUGAGUUAUUAAAUCAUGUUAUUUGAUAAUUUAAAAGUUAAAAAAAACCACUUAUCUCAAUGAAUGAAAGUUGUAGAAAAUUAAUUUACAUGAGUAUCUAUUUUCAUUCCAGGUUUUCUAAGCAUCAAUAUUUGAUAGAUACCAGUAUGUUUGUUUGUUUCUAAAUUCUUAUGUACAAAAAUGCCCUGCAUCUUUUUUCUAUAAAUGCACAGCCAAUUUUUUUUAUAUAAGAUAAGGACCAGUUUUAGACUGAGGAAUGAUUUUGCUAUUUAUUGUUGUUUUAUUUAUAAUGUUUGAGAAGCUUAACAAAUUGAUGUGUAUUAGAUCUAAAUAAAUACUAUAUUGCUA